AGCGGCACUGCUGCAGCAUCGCCCAGCUGCACGAGCACUACUCCCUGGGCUACCCCGACCUCGACGAGCUCCAGAAGAACCCCCAGCCCCUCAUCUUCGACAUCGAAGUGCUCAAGGUGGAGGCACCCGGCUCCUACCAGCAGGACCCGUGGGCCAUGACGGAUGAGGAGAAGCUCCAGGCUGUACCCCUGAUCCACAAGGAGGGCAACGAGCUGUACCGGCAGGGCAAGGUGCAGGAGGCAGCUGCCAAAUAUUACGAUGCCAUCGCCUGUCUCAAGAACCUGCAGAUGAAGGAGCAGCCUGGCUCUCCGGACUGGAUCGAGCUCGACCAGAAGAUCACACCCCUGCUCUUAAAUUACUGCCAGUGCAAGCUGCAGUGCGAGGAGUACUACGAGGUGCUGGACCACUGCUCCUCCAUUCUCAACAAAUACGAGGACAAUGUAAAGGCCUACUUCAAGCGAGGGAAAGCCCACGCGGCGGUGUGGAACGUGACGGAGGCGCAGGCUGACUUUGCCAAAGUGCUGGCCCUCGACCCCUCGCUGCGCCCCGUCGUCUCCAAGGAGCUGCGGAGCCUGGAAGCCCGCCUGCGCGAGAAGGACGCCGAGGACAAGGUCCGCUUCAAGGGCAUCUUCUCGCAGUAGGGCCUGUGGCCGCAGCGGAGAGCCCAAUGCUCUCUGAACAGGUUCUUUUAGGUAUUCCACAUGUGGAAUGUUCAUGGAUGUUUAUUAAUGUUUAAUACAAGUUUUACUUAUUUGAAGUCAUUUGAAGUGGCCCGGGAGCUCGCCACAGCCCGGUGACACGG
Molecule: messenger RNA, 802 nt
Organism: Phaethon lepturus (White-tailed tropicbird)
Lineage: Eukaryota; Metazoa; Chordata; Aves; Phaethontiformes; Phaethontidae
Product: AH receptor-interacting protein-like
Exons: 4
Coding region: 156-641 (161 amino acids)
Molecular function (GO): protein binding
Source: RefSeq, a predicted model, not a curated record